GGAGUGGGGAACCCGUGGCCCUCCAGUUGUUGUUAGACUCCCAACUCCCAUCAGCCCCAUCUAGCAGAACUAAUAGACUAUGACUAUGGGAGUUUGAGUCUAACAACAUCUGAGAGCCAGAGGUUCCCCAGCCGUGACAUAGAAUAUUCCAGAGGAUCAAUGUGUGAGAAUGGAGUAAUGCAAGCUAACAAAGAAUCCUUAACAUCAAGCUGGGAUGAGCAGUGAAGGGGCCAGUCAUUCAUGACUUCCCAAUUUGUCCUCCUGAGCAUUUAAGAAAAAGCAUCCAGACCUGCUUUCAGCACCAAGAACCCAACAGGACCCACUAGUGUUGAUAGCUGUCCUGGGUUCCCAAUGGUGAUUAAAUGUAAAGCUGCAAUAAUAUGGGAAGCUGGCAAAAUGCCUUCUGUCGAGGAGGUGGAGGUGGCACCACCAAGAAGUCAUGAAAUUCGAGUGAAGAUGGUGGCCACUGGGAUCUGUCAGACGGAUGAUCAUGUAUUGAAAGGUGUUUUUCCAAACAUAGACUACCCAGUUAUUGGGGGCCAUGAAGGAGCUGGCAUUGUUGAAAGUGUUGGACCAGGAGUCACUUGUGUAAAGCCAGGUGACAAAGUCAUUCCUCUUUGUCUUCCCCAGUGUGGAGAAUGUGGCUGUUGUUUAAGUCCUAAUGCUAACUCUUGUCUCAAGAACCACUUGUAUGAACCUCUUCAAAACCUGAUGCCAGAUAAGACCAGCAGGUUCACCUGCAGAGAGAAAAGGAUCCACCACUUCCUUUGGACGAGCACCUUCUCUGAAUACACGGUUGUGCCGGAGGCUUCUAUUGUAAGAAUUGACAAUGAUGCUCCGCUGGAGAAAGUCUCCCUUUUUGGCUGUGCGUUUUCUACUGGCUAUGGAGCUGCUAUCAAUUGUGCCCAGGUUAAACCUGGUUCUACCUGUGCCAUCUUUGGCUUAGGAGGUGUCGGUCUGUCUGUGGUCAUGGGCUGCAAAGCUGCUGGAGCAUCCAGGAUUAUUGGGAUCGACAUCAACAAAGAUAAAUUUACCAAGGCCAAAGAGUUAGGAGCCACUGAAUGCAUCUUUCCUCAGGAUUUCAAGAAGCCCAUUAAUGAAGUGGUGGUGGAGAUGACAGGUCUUGGCGUGGACUACUCAUUUGAAGCAAUUGGGCAGAUUGACACUGCGGUUACUGCCCUUAAAUCCUGCCACUUGGGUCAUGGCACCUGUGUGCUGGUCGGGGAACCUCCUGCAGGAUCAAAGAUCUCCAUUGAUCCUUUUCUGCUCCUCACGGGAAAGAAAUUGACAGGGUGUUUGGUUGGAGGCUGGAAGUUAAAAGAUGCUCUCCCUAAACUGAUUUCUGAUUACAUGAAAAAGAAAUUUAAUAUGGAUGCAUUAAUAACUCACAUGUUGCCUUUUGAGAAAAUCGGUGAAGGCUUUGAGCUUCUACACGCAGGAAAAAGCUCCAUGCUGUUAGGAUGGGAAAUGGUGGUCCAAGGGCACCUGUGAGCAUCGUGGCUGAAAAGUGAUUUGAACCUGGGUCUCCCUGAUCAAGUCCAACAC
Molecule: messenger RNA, 1545 nt
Organism: Rhineura floridana
Lineage: Eukaryota; Metazoa; Chordata; Lepidosauria; Squamata; Rhineuridae
Product: alcohol dehydrogenase 1-like
Exons: 9
Coding region: 352-1491 (379 amino acids)
Biological process (GO): retinol metabolic process; retinoic acid metabolic process
Cellular component (GO): cytosol
Molecular function (GO): zinc ion binding; all-trans-retinol dehydrogenase (NAD+) activity
Source: RefSeq, a predicted model, not a curated record